CCGCCGCCGCCGCCGCCGGCUCCGGGUGCGGGGGGGACGCGCACAAAGGUGCGGGGCGAUGCUCCGGGGCGGCCCCCCCGUGCCCGUGCCCGUGCCGUGAGCAGCCCCCCAUGCCCGGCCCCAGGUCCAUGCCGGCCCCUCCGGAGGCUCCGGACGCCCCAAAGGCCUCGGAGAGCGCCGGGACGGAGCCGCCGCCGCCGGAGCCGCCCGGCGGGCGCGUCCUUUUCUCCUGAGCGAGGCCAGGCCAAGGUGCCAAAAUUGAGCCCCUCAAGGUGACGGUGGAUCUGCUGAAGGCGCCCCUGGGCCUGAGGAAGCCCCCGCUGAAGGAGGCCCUGGCCGCGCUCCCGGGCAAGCCCCGAGCCCCGAGCCCGGAGCGGCGCCGGCCCCGGCGCUCCGACGCCAUGGACAACGAGUCCCAGUACUCGGGCUACUCCUACAAAUCCGGCCACUCCCGCAGCUCCCGCAAGCACAGGGAUCGGCGGGAGCGGCACCGCUCCAAGAGCCGGGAGGGGACGCGCGGGGACAAAUCGGUGACGAUCCAAGCGCCGGGGGAGCCGCUGCUGGACAACGAAUCCACGCGGGGCGACGAGAGGGACGACAACUGGGGCGAGACCACCACGGUGGUGACGGGCACGUCGGAGCACAGCAUCUCCCACGAUGACCUCACGCGCAUCACCAAGGACAUGGAGGACAGCGCCCACCUGGACUGCUCCCGCCACCUGGGCGUGGCCCUGGGCGCGGCCCUGGCGCUCCUGGCCUUCCUCACGCCCUUGGCCUUCCUCCUCCUCCCGCAGCUGCUGUGGCGGGAGGAGCUGGAGCCCUGCGGGACGCCCUGCGAGGGGCUCUUCAUCUCGGUGGCCUUCAAGCUCCUCAUCCUCCUGCUGGGCAGCUGGGCCCUGUUCUUCCGCCGCCCCAAAGCCUUCUUCCCGCGCGUCUUCGUCUUCCGCACGCUCCUCAUGGUGCUGGUGUUCCUGCUGGUGGUGUCCUACUGGCUCUUCUACGGCGUGCGCAUCCUGGACUCGCGGGACCGCAACUACCGCGGCGUGGUGCAGUUCGCCGUGUCGCUGGUGGACGCGCUGCUCUUCGUGCACUACCUGGCCGUGGUGCUGCUGGAGCUGCGGCAGCUGCAGCCGCAGUUCACGCUCAAGGCCGUGCGCUCGGCCGACGGCGCCAGCCGCUUCUACAACGUCGGCCACCUCAGCAUCCAGCGAGCGGCCGUGUGGAUCCUGGAGAAUUACUACCACGACUUCCCGGUCUACAACCCCGCCCUGCUCAACCUCCCCAAAUCCGUCCUCUCCAAGAAAAUGUCCGGCUUUAAGGUCUAUUCCCUCGGCGAGGAGAAUUCCACCAACAACUCCACGGGGCAGUCGCGGGCGGUGAUCGCGGCGGCGGCGCGGCGGCGCGACAACAGCCACAACGAGUUCUACUACGAGGAGGCCGAGCACGAGCGCCGGGUGCGCAAACGCCGCGCCAGGCUGGUGGUGGCGGUCGAGGAGGCCUUCACGCACAUCAAGCGGCUGCAGGAGGAGGAGCAGAAGAACCCGCGGGAGAUCAUGGACCCGCGCGAGGCCGCCCAGGCCAUCUUCGCCUCCAUGGCCCGCGCCAUGCAGAAGUACCUGAGGACCACCAAGCAGCAGCCCUACCACACCAUGGAGAGCAUCCUGCAGCACCUCGAGUUCUGCAUCACCCACGACAUGACCCCCAAGGCCUUCCUGGAGCGGUACCUGACGGCCGGCCCCACCAUCCAGUACCACAAGGAGCGCUGGCUGGCCAAGCAGUGGACGCUGGUCAGCGAGGAGCCGGUGACCAACGGCCUCAAGGACGGCGUGGUCUUCGUGCUCAAGCGCCAGGACUUCAGCCUGGUGGUGUCCACCAAGAAGAUCCCGUUCUUCAAGCUCUCCGAGGAGUUCGUGGACCCCAAGUCGCACAAGUUCAUCAUGAGGCUGCAGUCGGAGACCUCGGUGUGAUUGGGCCGCGUUGGGAUUUUUUCCCCGAAUCCCUUCCGGCUCCGAAUCUCCCAAAUUUGGCUCCUCCGGCGCCGCCGGGACGCGGGAAAGGCGCUCCCGGCUCCGGCGCCUUGCUGGGAUUGUGACCACUCGUCCUUUGUUGAGGUGGUUGAGCGCCUUCUCCUCCUCAUCCUCCUCCUCCUCCUCUUCCUCCUCAUUCCCGAAAUCCGGAUCCCUUCGGAGCCGGAACUCAAGGGCUAACCCCGAGAAUUCCCAACUUCCUUCUUCACCAGCGUCCUGGAGCAGCUCCGGGGUCCCACCGACCUCCUGCUCCUCCUGUCCGUGUUCUCCUGGACGUCUGUCCUGGCUCUGGCCUUAAACCACUUCCCAGCUCGGGAUCCCAAGGGAAUUUUGGAAGCGUCUCCAGGAAUCCGUGGCUGCUAUGGAAAAGCUCCCCCAGGUUUUGGGAGCGUCCUCCUCGCCUCUGCUGAUUUUUUAGGAAAAACGAGCGGAAAUCUGGGCGUUUUGGAAGGGCUGAAUUUUUUUGGAAGUGUCCUCCUCGCCUCUGCUGAUUUUUUAGGAAAAACGAGCGGAAAUCUGGGAUUUUGAGGAGCUGAAGGUUUUGGAAGCGUCCUCCUCGCCUCUGCUGAUUUUUUAGGAAAAACGAGCGGAAAUUUGGGAUUUUUUGGAGGACUUGAAGGUUUUGGGAGCGUCCUCCUCGCCUCUGCUGAUUUUUUAGGAAAAACGAGUGGAAAUCUGGGAUUUUUUGGAGGACUUGAAGGUUUUGGGAGCGUCCUCCUCGCCUCUGAUGAUUUUUUAGGAAAAACGAGCUGAAAUUUGGGAUUUUUUGGAGGACUUGAAGGUUUUGGAAGCGUCCUCCUCGCCUCUGCUGAUUUUUUAGGAAAAACGAGCGGAAAUCUGGGCGUUUUGGAAGGGCUGAAUUUUUUUGGAAGCGUCC
Molecule: messenger RNA, 2904 nt
Organism: Zonotrichia leucophrys gambelii
Lineage: Eukaryota; Metazoa; Chordata; Aves; Passeriformes; Passerellidae
Gene: VANGL2
Product: VANGL planar cell polarity protein 2
Exons: 9
Coding region: 402-1967 (521 amino acids)
Biological process (GO): Wnt signaling pathway, planar cell polarity pathway; establishment of planar polarity; multicellular organism development
Cellular component (GO): plasma membrane
Source: RefSeq, a predicted model, not a curated record